Molecule: messenger RNA, 1466 nt
Organism: Cyphomyrmex costatus
Lineage: Eukaryota; Metazoa; Arthropoda; Insecta; Hymenoptera; Formicidae
Product: Williams-Beuren syndrome chromosomal region 16 protein homolog
Exons: 8
Coding region: 100-1452 (450 amino acids)
Biological process (GO): positive regulation of mitochondrial translation
Cellular component (GO): mitochondrial inner membrane
Molecular function (GO): guanyl-nucleotide exchange factor activity; rRNA binding
Source: RefSeq, a predicted model, not a curated record
UGUAAUUUCCGCUCAAUGUGACUCUAGCUUACUCUUUGUAGUAGAUCAGAAAUUUAAAUAGGGAUCUUAAGAAAAAAAAAGAAGAAAAAGAACUACAAAAUGUAUCUUUACAUUUUGAGGAAAUCUACGAAAAUGUUGAAUGCAAGAAGUAAUUGGUUUAUGCGAGUUGCAAGGCAUGCUAAAAAUUUGCACUUAGACAGCAAGACAUCCACAUCUUUGAAGCCUGAGAUUAAAACUUUACCAAUUUUUCAAUAUCCAAUAAGUGACAAGGAUAAUCGUAGAGUAUAUGUGUGGGGUCUUGCGGAGCAUGGUGCUCUUGGAGAAUCACGAGCAUUAAAAAAAAAUAUCUCAUACCUUUCAAAACCAAACAGACUAUCCUUUGCUGAGUAUCAUAAGGUGUCAGAUAUUGCUUGUGGAUAUGGUUUUACAGCUUAUGCUGUACAUUCUUCGGAUAAGAAUAUUGUUUAUGGAUCUGGUAUAAAUACAGAUUCACAACUUGGUUACAAUCUCGGUGAAAAGUUUUCCAAUACAGUAUUUAUUCCAAAGCCAAUAAUUUUGCCAUUACAGAAUACCUCAACCAAAAUUAUAGGCAUGGCUGCUGGAAGAGCACAUUUAUUAAUAUUAACAACAGAAGGUUUGUUCACAUUGGGUAACAAUGCAUAUGGUCAAUGUGGUAGACCAAUUAUAUUGAAUGAAAAUUACGAGAAAAGUAUGGCUGUGCAUUGUAUACCUGAUAUUAAAGGAAAUAAAAUUGUUACUGUAACAGCUGGUCAAGAUCACAGUAUACUCUUGACAGAGACAGGUGAAGUAUAUACAUUUGGUUGGGGUGCUGAUGGACAAACAGGUCUUGCACACUAUCAAAAUGAACAUCGACCGAGUUUAGUCAAGGGUGACUUGGCAGGACAGCGUAUAGUUAAAGUUGCCUGUGCUGCUGAUUGUGUAUUAGCUCUUAGUGAUAAAGGGAAAGUGUAUGGCUGGGGUAAUUCGGAGUAUGAUCAAUUACCAGUUAAAGAAGAUAAUUGUCAAGUAAACAUUGCUACAGAAUUAUGUACAGAAACAUUAGGAUAUAUAACAGACAUAGCAGCAGGUGGAUGUUUUUGUAUGGUCUUAAACAAUGAUGGUAAUGUCUUUGUAUGGGGAUAUGGUAUACUUGGUCUUGGACCUCAAGUGCAAAGAGUAUCAAAACCAACUAUGAUUCCUCCUACAUUGUUUGGCAAUAAUGUGUAUAAUCGUAAUGUCAAGGUAACAAAUAUAUACUGUGGAAUUAAUCAAUUGGCGGCGUUAACCAACACAGGGGACUUAUACAUGUGGGGUUGUAACAGAUUUGGAUGUUUGGGAUUAGGGCAUAUAAAGGAUCAAUUUUUUCCUUUAAAGGUUGCAGUAGGUGCUCAAGUGAGAAAGAUUGCCUGUGGAGUUGACCAUACAGUGACUCUUUGUAAACCUUUUAUUUAAAGAAGCAACACCAU